Owenia fusiformis is the source of this 2726-nucleotide messenger RNA. NCBI's taxonomy places the organism in Eukaryota, Metazoa, Annelida, Polychaeta, Sabellida, Oweniidae. The record is from the annotation of a GenBank genome assembly.
UGCACAGCAACUCAACAUUUAAUUCAAGCUGGGAGGAAUGAACUUUUCAUAGGAAGCUGUGGAUGUUCACAAUGCUGCUGCAUAACAUUAUUGUAGUUUUCUCUGCAAGUGUAAUGACAAUAGAAUCCAAGAUGGAUGACUUUGAUGUCCAACUCUCAGGGUAUAAAGGAGUUGAAGGCCAAGGCAGGGUUGGAAUCUUUUAUAAAAAAAGAUGGCGAAGAGUCUGCAACUAUGGCUGGGAUAAAAAUGAUGCCAAGGUCAUAUGUAGACAAUUAGGAUAUGAUUCUGUAGGAUCUGAGGCACAGUUAUAUAAUUCAGACAGCAAAACUGAUAGAAUAAACCCAAGGAAAUGGGGCAAUGUGUCAGGAACGCAAUAUGGCAUUCAUAGCGUUAUGUGCCAUGGGAAUGAAACAUUCAUUGGAGAAUGCAAAAUGAAAUUACUUAAGAGAUCAAAGAAAUGCAAGGAAAACCAUGAUGCCAUUGCUAUAUGCAAGAAAGAUGACAGUGAUAAUGAUCUUCGUAUUUCUGACAUUGGACGGGUGGAAUUGAAACAUGAUGGAGUCUGGGGAUUGGUAUGUUACACAGGGAACGCUAACCAGCUUGAGAAAGUUCUUGCAGAUGUAUCAUGUAGACAACUCGGCUAUGAAUUUGGUCUAGUUUUAGAAAAGGACAGAAGAGAUUACCGAGGUCCCAUUCGGCUAUAUGACAUUGUGUGUGAUGGUACAGAAAGAAAAUUACAGGAAUGCAGCACAUUUCGUAGAAUUUAUGAGACAGGAAGUUCCUGUAAUUAUAUAUACGCAAUGUGUCCAGAGAAAUUUAGAGUAGGAAAAGGCCUAACUAAAUCUGGAAUACUGGAAGUCUUGAUUUCAAACAAAUGGUACAACGUUUGUGGUCCAUCACCCAAAACAGCAUGUAAUUGGCUUGGGUUAGAGAUGUCACCUGCCAGUGAGGCAGAACGCAGACUUAUUGAUACAAGUUUUCAAAGUGCCUGGAUUGGUUGUGAUGAUGAAGAAGAACUGUCUAAAUGUCGAUGGAUCUCUAUGACAGAUUGGAAGUGUGGAUUUACAUGCUCAGAUGAACCAGACAAAAGUGCUAUUUCUGAGGCUGUUAUAAGAUUGACGGAGGGAUCUAGUGGAUAUUUGGAAGUCCUUGUUGAUGACGAAUGGCUCACGGUGUGCAGCUAUGACAGGUCCUUUGGGAUUGCAAAAGCAGUCUGUCAACAACUUGGCUACAAAUCAAUUAUGCAUGUGUCAAUCACCAGGGAUAGUAUCUCUUCUCCAGAGGAACAAGAAUUUAUUGAAACAGACAUUUGCUGUAGAGGUUCUGAAAAGAAUUUAGGAGAGUGCUCAUAUUCCAUAUGGAAAAAAGAAAAAAAAAGUUACUGUAGAGCUGCAUCAAUAACAUGUGAUGUAUUUCCAAUUAGACUAAGUGAACAGGCACAUGGUGACUUACAGGUUUCUGUUAAUGGUACUUGGGUACCUGUGUGCACAUAUAGGAACGGUUGGAGAAUUGAAAAUUCACAAGUCAUUUGCAAACAUCUAGGAUUCAGCCCAGGCACAGUUCUCACAAUGCCAGGAUCACUAACACGUGAAAAAAAUGAUUAUGUAGGGAUAUAUAAUUUAGCAUGUGAUGGGUCAGAGAAUGCCAUAUAUGAAUGUGAAAACUUUGUAUGGGGAGGUGGUUCAAGUUGCGGGGAGAAAGUAUAUGUUGUAUGUGACAUGUUAAAUGCUACAAAAGUACAUUUAAAGGACUCUGAUGGUACUUCGGGUAAACCGGAGAUACUUAACAGAAGGCUCUGUAGCAAUAAUUGGACUGAGACUGAAGCAAGUGUAAUCUGCCAGAAUUUAGGCUUCCCUCCCGAAGGCGCUAUUCCACAAUAUUACGACCAACGCACAGCACUUUCAACAUCAAAUUCUUCUUGGUUUCAAUGUAAUGAAACUGAUUCUGGCACUGGGUGUUUGAUGAGAGAAGACCAAAAGUGUAAACAUCAUAAUGUAGCAGUGAAAUGCUUAGACCACCAGCCAGGUAUUCAUGAGUACAUCAGAGCAAAGACAGAGUUUCCUUUCGCGGGUCAAGUAGAGGUAUAUAUCUCACCUGAUCAGAAAGGGGCUGUUUGUGCCACAGGUUGGGGAACGAAGGAAACACAAGUGUUGUGUAGACAAACUGGAGCCUUUAAUGAACCUGAUAGAAAACCCAUCCAUGCAGGUGUUGACACAAAUAACUUGUUAGGAGGCAGAGAUGACCCAAUAGUGAUGAGUGAUGUCAAAUGUAAUGGAGAUGAAGCAAACAUUGCAGAAUGUACCUUUAAGAGUGGUAUUGAGGCUUCGUGCUCAUCUAACAGAAGAGUCAGGGUCUACUGUCAUCAACUUGAAGUAUGGAAACUAGAAUGGGGUGGACUGAUCCAGGUGAACAUAAAGCCUGGACAAGAGAAUGGCUGGAGAUGGAUGUGUGGGGAUGAUAUGACCAGAAAUACAAGUGAUGUAUUUUGUUUGUCUGACACAGGCAAAAGAAUUUUAAGCAGUGAUUAUGGUACCAUUUCAAUCUUUAGUGUACCCUCUAAAUUACAUUUUCGUGACUACUAUCCCCGGCAUAUUCUUACAUGGCCCAUGGUUAAUGCUAGGUGUGUGGGUGAUGAACUUUCUCUUGGGCAAUGUGAUUUGGAAGAGAAAAAACCUUACACCUGCAAAAAGGCAGCGCUUAUUUCGUAUUGCAAGGUUGAAAAGUAA